AUGAGGUCGUCACCACUGGUCCUGGUCCUCCUGAUCGGUGCCCAGGCUGUACUGAACAUGGGAGGUGGACUGGCCCAGUGUGCCGGGAAUGCCAACCUCAAAGCAGGACAGCAGACAAAAGCCAAUCACCUAUUAGGACAGCAGCGCCAGUCUGCGGUGCUGGCGGGUGACAUUCACAGGACCAGCCACCACAAGACCAAGAGGCGUCACCGGGAACCCUCACAGAUACCUGAUCCCUCCGUGCCAGUGGUGGAUCCCAAACUUUUUUCCAAGAGACGGUACCGUUCCUCACCACGAGUUGUCUUCAGUGAAGUGCCGCCCUCUCAUGACGCCCUGGAGGGCGAGGGCUAUGACACUGAAGGAGUGAGGGGGACUCGGGUGAGGCGCAGAGCAGGGUUGCACACAAUGCACAGAGGAGAGUACUCAGUGUGCGACAGCAUUAACACCUGGGUGGGCAACAUGACCCGGGCAACAGACAUCGCUGGAAAUGAGGUGACCGUGCUGCCCAAUGUCACAAUCAACAACGUGGUGAAGAAGCAAUUCUUCUACGAGACCACCUGCCGGACCCCAACACGAAGGGGCUCGGGAACAGUAAAGGGAGGAAAGGUGGGGGGGCGAGGUGGCAAACAGAGCUCCAAAGCGGGCAAUUUGGGCUGUCUCGGCAUCGAUAGUCGCCACUGGAACUCAUAUUGCACCAACACACACAUAUUUGUGAGCGCCCUCACUAGCUUCAAGGAACGGACAGCUUGGCGUUUUAUCCGCAUUAAUGCAGCAUGCGUGUGCGUACUCAGCAGGAAGUCUUGGGCGGGCCGACUGGGACGCUGA
Molecule: messenger RNA, 825 nt
Organism: Nerophis lumbriciformis (worm pipefish)
Lineage: Eukaryota; Metazoa; Chordata; Actinopteri; Syngnathiformes; Syngnathidae
Source: RefSeq, a predicted model, not a curated record